AAGAAAGAUAUGCUGUUGUGUAGCUGCAGCGAAAGUAAAUGAAAAUUUGAACAUUUUCCAAGUGCACAAAGCGGAGCUGCGUUUUUCGUUUUUCCUCCCGUGCGUGUGUGUGUUUCGUGUGCGGUAUAUUUGUUCUAGGUGUUCGAGUUUUAUUUGAUAGUGUUACCAGUUUGUUUUAGGCUCACAAAAGAUGUCAUCGGGAAGACCUAUCAAAUGUGUGGUGGUCGGUGACGGCACGGUGGGGAAAACAUGCAUGCUGAUCAGCUAUACGACCGACAGCUUUCCCGGCGAAUACGUACCCACGGUCUUUGACAAUUAUUCCGCCCCAAUGGUGGUGGAUGGCGUGCAAGUAUCGCUCGGACUGUGGGAUACGGCUGGACAGGAAGAUUACGACCGGCUAAGGCCACUGUCCUACCCACAGACGGACGUGUUCCUCAUAUGCUACAGUGUGGCCAGCCCGUCUUCGUUCGAAAAUGUUACCUCCAAGUGGUAUCCCGAAAUCAAACACCACUGCCCGGAUGCGCCUAUUAUUUUAGUUGGUACCAAAAUCGAUCUGCGGGAGGAUCGCGAAACAAUUAGCGUACUGGCCGAGCAGGGUCUUUCCGCGUUGAAACGCGAACAGGGUCAAAAACUAGCGAAUAAGAUACGAGCGGUAAAGUAUAUGGAAUGUUCGGCACUAACCCAGCGAGGCCUAAAGCAAGUCUUUGACGAAGCGGUACGGGCUGUGCUCAGACCGGAGCCUUUGAAACGACGCCAACGAAAAUGUGUUGUGAUGUAGUGUGUGUCCGUGUCCGUGUUUGGAGCCGCGGGCAAAUCAUUACUAGUAGCUGGUAGAUGGACGAAGAGGACGAAUACCGGUUAAACAACUCAAACAAAGAAACAGGAAAAUGCAAAACGAGCAUACAUUUAGAGAAAAAUAGUGUACAUAAGUUUAGAUGGCCGCGGUAGCGUGCUGCGAGAUGGAAUGAAGGAAAAUCGACAAAAGCAAUUGAAAACAAAAAGAAAAAAAAACAAGAGUGCAAAAACUGACAAGACCCCACAAAGGCGGUUCGAGAGCAAAGUGUGAACAACGAUUGCCGCAACGAGUGUGUAUGGAUGGAAUGGCAAAUCGAAAUCGUAAAACGGUUGAUGAAUCAAACACCAAACCACACAACAAACCGUAGGAGCAAAAAGCAAAAGGGAGAAAGGGAUUCAUGCAUCGGAAAAUCUGAUCGAUCCGCGUAUCGAUCCGGUAACGCGAGGUCGAUCGUUUCGAAGCGAGCAGUGCGUGUGUGCCAUUUUCAUUAAACGGUAAAUUGAGCUACCUAAAGCGAUAACGAAUGAAUGGAAGUGGGGAAAAAAGAAUCAACGAAACAAAAACAACCUACUAAAAGAGAUUGAACAGCUACAAAGAUGUGACGACCGGUUUGUAGGACACCAUUAACGAAACGAAAAAAAAAACAGUGUAGGACGCGAUAAGCAAUCGCACAAGCAAUGAAACAGGGCGGAUGAAGGGAUAAGGAAGAAUGAAGCAACUUCCUUCUACGUUAAUGCUUAUGACGAAGAAGCAGGAGAAAUUUCCACUACCCUGAACCAACCAGCCGAAAAUACCUCACGUCAAGUUUUUUUUAAAUUUUUUUCCCAAUACGGUUCCCUAAAUAGUUGAACUCGAGAGAAUGGCAGAGAGAGAGAGAGAGAGAGAGAGAGAGAGAGAGAGAGAGAGAGAGAGAGAGAGAGAGAGAGAAGAGGAUUGACAAAAUCAAAACACAAACAAAAAAGAACCUCGAUUGCUAUUGAAGGGAAUGCGACACAGCAUCACGGAGCAGUGUCAAGUAGUAGUUCAAAGAUUAGGAUCGCUUUUCUAAUGAUCCCGUUUGUUGUUGAGCAGUUUACCGGGGUUUUUUUUUCUUUUGUCGAGGGAAAUGCUUACUUUUUGUUUUUCCUUCGAUAGCCUGCAGCAGUAACCAGCAGCAGUGGCGGCAGCAGCAAAAUUGGUCACACGACCUGGACAGAUUAUUUUUGCAAUAUUAAUCUUUACACGCCACAAGCAAUCAAAAGAGCAUUUUUCAAGGCAAUGGACACAAACAGAAUAGUGUAGAAAGGAGGAAAGGGGAGACAUUUGUAUUUAAACAGUGCAUCAGCCUUGCACCAUCUUCCCAACCGGCGGGUUUUGUGUGUGAGGUUUUUGUUUUUAUUCUCCUUACGAAACACCCGUUCCGAUUUGUAGCUCCCAUCACGCUACUGAUGUAGGAAUGAUCGGGAGGGGAAAAAGGUGAAGGUAACCGAAAGGCACAACAUCUCAUGAGUAAAUCUCAUUCCACAUCCACAUCCAUGAUAUCUACAGAAUCGAAAGUAUAUAUAUAUUUUUUUUAAAUUACUAAACGCUGCCUCAAAAUGUCUACGAACGCUUCUGUUGUGUAGCUGCGCUUCACGAGAAGUUGAGGGACAAAUGGGGAUGAAAAGUCAUAUAGAGCCGGGAGCAGAGUGAGCCAAAGUGUUUUUACUAUUUUUACUCGUUUUAGAAAUUAAGUGUACGCGCGGAAUCUGACCAUAGUUUCUUUGUGCCGGUGUUUCGAUUUUUUUUAAUACUAUACAUUUUUUUAUAUACAUUUUCUUCCCCUGCGAAACCUACCCACUUGCUCCCCUGUUCGUGUUGGUUACGGGGGCUGCAACUGUGGCGUAGCUUCUGCGACCAGUCCGACGAUAGGGAAAACUACCCUACUAACGCAACAUAGCCUCUAUAGUAGAUGAAACCGUAGUGUCUAGUCGCAGGACUCUUGUAGGGAUAGGGCUUGAGAGAUGAACGAAAGGGGAUAUGUUUGUCAAUAUAAUACUGCCAGGUAUGAAACACCCUUCCCUAAAUCGAUCCAAACAAAACAAGGGUUUGUGUUUGAACAUAGUGUCAAUUAUUUGCAAAUUUUAAAACGCCAAGGAACGUACCACUAAACCAGAUCCUCGGUUCAAUCGUGUUCGUUCUGCACGGAGAAUAGAGGCGAAAGAAUCACCAUCAUAUCCUAGUCCUUUGCUAAUACACGCAUGCACACAAUGGCCGAUCGGUGUUCCGGUGCCGGUGUCGGUUACGAACACCGAUUCGGAAAAUCGCGAUAAGCCGGAGUGCGGCCGGGGCUGCCAUAUUGAGUUUUUUUUUAUUCUUUUUAAAUAAUUUUAUAUUUAAAACAAACGCAAGCGAAUGAUUUACACUGUAUUACUAUUACGAUUAGGUUGUUAGGAUGGAUUCCUGAAACGAAUAAUCUCUCCCCCGCAAAGAUGCAUUUAUCGCCGUGAUUUCGGAUGUGUUGUAAUUUUCGAAAGAGGAGAGAGAGUGCGAGACAAAAACAAAAAAAGUGUAAACAUAAACGUGUGAUGUAGGGAAAUGAAAAGAGAAAGGGAGAGGGAAAGAGAGUUGGCUGGAGAGAGAGAGAGAGAGAGAGAGAGA
Anopheles moucheti is the source of this 3415-nucleotide messenger RNA. RefSeq names its product ras-related C3 botulinum toxin substrate 1 (gene Mtl). The transcript has 4 exons. The record is from RefSeq and is a predicted model, not a curated record. NCBI's taxonomy places the organism in Eukaryota, Metazoa, Arthropoda, Insecta, Diptera, Culicidae. Gene Ontology annotation, molecular function: GTP binding; GTPase activity. Gene Ontology annotation, biological process: small GTPase-mediated signal transduction. Bases 191 to 778 code for a protein of 195 amino acids.